UUUUCUGCAAAUCGAGUGGAACAUCGAUCACGACUCCGACGGUUUUCCCUGCCUCUCACUGUUCGCUUGAAGCUGGAAAGUCUCUCGUGCUUUUGAGAAUCUUUAGUUUUGCAAUAUGGAUUGUUGUGGUUGCAAAAGCCCUGAUGAUUUUCUCCAGCUUGUGAAAAGAAACAAUCCAGGAGAGGAUGAAUUCCACCAAGCAGUUGAGGAGGUUGUGCAUUCAAUCUGGGAUUUCCUCAAGGCACAUCCUGAGUACAUCAAAGCUGGAGUCAUGGAGCGUCUUGUAGAACCUGAGAGGGUUGUCAUGUUCCGAGUACCAUGGAGGGAUGACAAGGGCCAGGUCCAAGUAAAUAAAGGCUACCGUGUGCAAUUCAGCUCUUCAAUUGGCCCAUACAAAGGAGGUCUUCGUUUUCACCCAACUGUGAACCUCAGCAUCUUAAAAUUCCUUGGCUUUGAGCAAGUUCUUAAAAACAGCUUGACAACCCUCCCUAUGGGUGGUGGUAAGGGUGGAUCCAACUUUGACCCCAAAGGAAAAUCUGACACUGAGGUGAUGAGCUUCUGCCAGUCCUUUAUGACAGAACUUCAGCGGCAUAUAGGCCCAGAUACUGAUGUCCCAGCUGGCGAUAUUGGGGUGGGUGGCCGUGAAAUAGGAUUCUUGUUUGGACAGUAUAAAAGAAUCCGCAAUGAGUUUACUGGAGUACUUACUGGAAAAGGAAUAACAUGGGGAGGAAGCUUGAUACGACCAGAAGCCACUGGUUACGGCUUAUUGUACUUUGUUGAGGAGAUGGUCAAGGCAAAUGGCAAGAGUCUCAAGGAUAAGAUAAUCACCAUCUCAGGAUCUGGAAAUGUAGCUCAGUAUGCAGCAGAAAAGGCCAUAGAACUGGGUGGUAAAGUAGUGUCAUUUUCAGAUUCUAAUGGAACUGUGUAUGAUCCCAGUGGCGUUGACAAAGACAAGUUAGCAUUUGUGAUGGAGCUGAAAAAUGUCCAGCGUGGUCGUAUCAAGGAAUAUGCCAAGAAAUACAAUUGUGAGUUUCAUGAGGGAAAAAGACCAUGGUUCAUCAAGUGCGAUGUUGCACUGCCGUGUGCCACACAAAAUGAAGUCAGCAAAGAGGAAGCCGAGAUGUUGGUGAARAAUGGAUGUACUAUAGUGGCAGAAGGUGCCAACAUGCCAACAUCACCAGGAGCCAUCAAAGUGUUCCAGGAAGCCAAAGUUCUGUAUGCACCUGGUAAGGCAACAAAUGCUGGUGGUGUUGCUGUCUCUGGGCUGGAGAUGAGCCAGAACAGCGAGCGUCAGGCCUGGACACGUGAUCAAGUAGACAAGAAACUUGCAGGGAUCAUGCAAUCCAUCCAUGAUACAUGUGUUAAGUACGGAUCUUYAGAGGGAAGCUAUAUUGAUUAUGUGAAGGGUGCCAACAUUGGAGGUUUUGUCAAGGUUGCCAAUGCAAUGAUGGAGCAAGGCCUUGUCUAACCCUCAUAUGGGAAGACUUCACUGGCCAGGAAAUACCAGGAACUACACACAUUUCUCAGUGGAUUGUGCUCAUCAAAUUCAAAAUCAUUCUGGAAAAUAGUUAUUUUGAUCAAUUUUAUUAUAGAGGUGCAUGCAUUUUUAUAUUUUCAGAUUUUCUAUGCUCAAAUGAAUACAAAUAUCUAAAAAGAGAUAUGAUCCAAAUUAGUGUUAUUGUAAAAUAAGUAUUUCACAUUUUAUUGCAUGUGUCCUGGGAGAUUGGAAUGCUAAACAAAAUCAUGGUUUUCAAUGCAAUACAUUGACCAAGUCCUUUACAAUUUUUAAUGUAAUUUUAUAACAAACUGUAAGCCUGAAGUAUGUUUCUAUUUGUGGGCUUUAUGGUUCGUGCUCUUUCAGAAAUAUAUGAAACAAGUAAAACAUGAUUAAAAAAACAUGUUUGAUUAUCUUA
Messenger RNA from Exaiptasia diaphana, 1913 nucleotides. RefSeq names its product glutamate dehydrogenase. The record is from RefSeq and is a predicted model, not a curated record. Gene Ontology annotation, cellular component: cytosol. Gene Ontology annotation, molecular function: L-glutamate dehydrogenase (NADP+) activity. The transcript is spliced from 2 exons. Lineage: Eukaryota; Metazoa; Cnidaria; Anthozoa; Actiniaria; Aiptasiidae. Bases 116 to 1468 code for a protein of 450 amino acids.